GCUUCCCUGCAUCGACACUGCAUUUCGAAUUAUCGCAACACACAUCACCUCCUUGUAUUCGGCGCGAGGUCAUCCCGCGUCGCACUUGAGAUCCUCUCUCCAAUUGAGCAGUGAAGCCGCCAUCAUCGCCUUGAAACCCCUUUGAACCAUUCACAAUGGAGGAUCCCUGGGCCGACUCGGCCGGCACCUCGGAGCCACUCGGCGCUUCCUCGCAACAGAGCGCUACCGACAGCACGCCAGCCGCUUCCGCUAGCGGUCCAGAACCAUCUACAACGACCACCACGACGGCGUCGUCCGCCCGCUCCUCGCGCAUCACCCCGCGCCGCCUCGUCGCCCAGCCCACUCGCCUCCAAGCAGUCGAAGACGACCCCCUCGGGCCCCUCGGCGCAUCCUCCACCCCUCCCUCCGGCACCAACGAUGCCGCGGCCACGACACCGGCAGCAGAGAAAGCCGGCGGCCCGCCCGUACCGCCCCUCAAAGAAUCACAGCUGCCCCUGCGCACGACCAUGCCGGCGCCCCCGUCAGCCGGCAAACACCGCGCCGGCCCGCCCGAUCCGCACCGGAUUGACGACGAUGAGGAUGAUGACCGGCUGUUUGGCGUGUCGUCAGGUUCGGGGCCGGGCGGCGGCGGUCCCAGACAGCCGCCACCCGUGCAGGCGGCGCUGCCGAGUCCCGUGCGGAGUGCCACGCAACCUAGUGUCAGUCUCGAGCAGGCUGCGCGACCAAGCUUCCAUAUCACCGUGGGCGAUCCGCAUAAGGUUGGGGAUCUGACGAGUAGUCACAUCGUCUACUCCGUUCGGACUAAGACAACGUCCAAAGCGUACAAGCAGCCCGAGUUCGAGGUCAAGCGGCGGUACCGCGACUUCCUUUGGCUGUAUAACACCCUCCAUGCGAACAACCCCGGCGUAGUGGUCCCGCCGCCGCCCGAGAAGCAGGCCGUGGGCCGAUUUGAGAGCAACUUUGUCGAGUCCCGGCGGGCGGCGCUCGAGAAGAUGCUCAACAAGAUCGCGGCGCACCCCACGCUGCAGCUCGAUGCGGAUUUGAAGCUGUUCUUGGAGAGCGAGGCCUUCAAUGUGGAUGUCAAACACAAAGAGAGGAAGGAGCCGAGCUUGGGGGAGAGCAAGAGCGUACUGGGGUCGUUGGGGUUCAGCGUGGGCGGGGGGAAUAAGUUCGUCGAGCAGGAUGAUUGGUUCCAUGACCGCAGGGUCUAUCUCGACGCUCUUGAAAACCAGCUCAAGGCGCUGCUCAAGGCCAUGGACAGCAUGGUAGCCCAGCGUAAGGCCAUGGCCGAAGCAGCGGGCGACUUCUCGGCCUCGCUCCAUGCCCUGUCGACAGUUGAGCUAUCACCCACGCUCUCCGGGCCGCUGGACGCGCUCUCCGAGCUGCAGCUCACGAUCCGCGACGUGUACGACAGGCAGGCGCAGCAGGACGUGCUCACUUUCGGCAUCAUCAUCGAGGAGUACAUCCGGCUGAUCGGCAGCGUCAAGCAGGCCUUUACCCAGCGCCAGAAGGCCUUCCACAGCUGGCACAGCGCCGAGUCGGAGCUGGUCAAGCGCAAGGCUGCGCAGGACAAGCUGCUGCGCCAGGGCAAGAGCCAGCAGGACCGCCUCAACCAGGUCAACGCCGAGGUGGCAGAUUCCGAGCGCAAGGUGCACCAGGCCCGCCUGCUGUUCGAGGACAUGGGCCGGCUGAUGCGGUCCGAGCUGGACCGCUUCGAGCGGGAGAAGGUGGAGGAUUUCAAGUCCGGGGUCGAGACGUUCCUGGAGAGCGCAGUCGAGGCGCAGAAGGAGUUGAUCGAGAAAUGGGAGACCUUCCUCAUGCAGCUCGACGCAGAGGACGACGAGACUGUCUUCUACCGGCCGCCCGUCGUCCAAGCCAACAAACCGGCCGGUGACACAGCAGUCGACCGGGCCCGGGCAAGGAUCCACGAAGACUCAGACUAGGCAUUGCGCUAGGGCUGCUGAGGUACCAUUGGAUGGGGGAUAUAAUAUCCGGUAGAUGCCUGAACGGCGUGUUGCCAUUGUAUUAUACAUAGCCGUAUCCGCAUGCUGCUGCGGUAGCCUUCUUCUGGU
Messenger RNA from Chaetomium strumarium, 2072 nucleotides. RefSeq names its product Vps5 C terminal like-domain-containing protein. Gene Ontology annotation, molecular function: phosphatidylinositol binding. The transcript is spliced from 4 exons. The record is from RefSeq and is a predicted model, not a curated record. NCBI's taxonomy places the organism in Eukaryota, Fungi, Ascomycota, Sordariomycetes, Sordariales, Chaetomiaceae. The coding region runs from base 156 to 1943 and encodes 595 amino acids. Gene Ontology annotation, biological process: retrograde transport, endosome to Golgi; protein retention in Golgi apparatus. Gene Ontology annotation, cellular component: endosome.